AUGCGACCCGAGGCGGCGGCGGGAGCCCGGGCGGCGCGGGGGCGCGUCUGUCCCUGCCCCGCGGACGGUCCCCGGAGGCCACCUUCGCCGCGCGGGCCCGAGAGCCCCACGCCGUGGAGACCUUGGACCCUGACACCCCGAGACGCCGAGCCGACGGGAGCUGGCCGCCAGCUUGAGCCAGGGGGUGACCAGCAGACUUCCGGACCAAAGGGCGCCUUCGGGUUUCAGCACCCUGUGAGACUUUAUCUACCCAUUUCAAAGCGCCAAGAGUAUCUGCAGAGUUCUGGGGAGAAAGUGCUGGCCAGUUUCCCGGUGCAAGCCACGAUCCACUUCUACGACGACGCGUCCGACUCCGAGGAUGGCGAGCACGAGGAGGAGGCCCGGCUCCUGCCCCAGGAGGCCCAGGGGCCGGGGGCAGGGAGAAGGAACAGAGACCAGCCAACACUCCCCGCACCGCGGUCUGAAGGACACGGGGGGCUCGGAGAACACCGGGGGCUCGGUGGUAAGGGUGGACUCCCACACGGUGACUCUCCAGGGGGUGCCGAGUGCUCCUCAUCCAAAUAACGGGGGUCUCCCUCCCCCCACACCUGCCUGGCGUGCACUCUUGGGGACAGCUGGGCCUGGACACUGCAUGUCCCCGGGGGCUGCUCUGACUGUCUCUGGCCAGCACUCCGCCCAGGGCAAGAGCUCGCAGCUCCCCUUCUCCUUGUGGGGCUCUUCUUCAAGGCACUCACGGAACGCUGAGAAAGGACACUAGGACCGCGGGAAGGCUGGUGUCGACGGGUUCUCAUCAGGUAGGGCCGACUUCCAGGCCACAUCCGGCGGCCACUGUGCCGUCCAAGGAGACCCUCCAAUGCAGGCCAGUGGCCAUCCACGCCUCUCACCUCACCGGAGACUCACUGUGUACUGGGGCUAUUUGUGAUUUUGUACGGAAGAUACUGUCCAAAGGUUGCUGUGGUCACUUCAUGGCAUUCCGAAAAAAUUA
Eptesicus fuscus (big brown bat) is the source of this 985-nucleotide messenger RNA. It is a transcript of the gene RIPPLY3, whose product is annotated as ripply transcriptional repressor 3. The record is from RefSeq and is a predicted model, not a curated record. The transcript is spliced from 5 exons. Gene Ontology annotation, cellular component: nucleus. Gene Ontology annotation, biological process: embryonic pattern specification; negative regulation of transcription by RNA polymerase II. NCBI's taxonomy places the organism in Eukaryota, Metazoa, Chordata, Mammalia, Chiroptera, Vespertilionidae. Bases 1 to 564 code for a protein of 187 amino acids.